AUGUCUUCGGGCGCGGAGAGGCCGUCUGUGCUGCUGUUCGUGUACGGCACGCUUCAGCGCGGGGAGAACAACUACGCGUGGUGGCUGGCAGACUCCGAUCACGCGUGUUUUAUCGCUACAGCGCGGACCCGGCAGCGGUACCCGCUCUUUGUCAAUCUGCUGCCUGACUUUGGCGGGUGCUCGCCUUGCCUGCUCGACAUGCCCAUGAAGGACGACGACAGCGACGCGGUAAACGAUGACGGUAGCGGGAUGACGCCUCAUUUUGUGGAGGGGGAGUUGUUUUUGGUGACGCCGGCCCUGAAGCGCUGCCUGGACGUCCUGGAGGACGUGGCCGACGGCGUGUACGCCACCAGUGAGGUCGACGUGGCGUUGUUGGACAACGUGCAGGUGGCUGCGAAGGCACUUUGCAUUGGUGACGGGGAGACGGUGAAGGCGCUCGUGUACUUCCGUAAGAAGAACUACCCGCCUGACUGGAACAGCCCCACUCCGGCAAGCAGCACCAGGCUCCUGCGACGGUUUUCCGCGGCGGAGUGCCUGCGUCUGUACGGCGCACGUUUUGCCGGUUUUCCUGCCCACCUGCGUUACGCGGUGGAAAUGCGGGACGCCCUUCAAAGGGUGACUGAAUGUCCGUUUGACGUGGGGUGUGGGGUGCCUCUGCAUCCUAAGCCCAUUGUGCUCUUUAUCAUCGAUGGCGUGGGGGACGCCACGUACGCGGAGCUCGGACAUCGCACACCGCUGGAGGUGGUGGCUGGUGUGCCCCCACGGAGGGUUGCGGAUGAGGCACCGGCGACCCCGCUAUGCAACACUGAGCAGUAUGUCUCCCCCGGCAUUAACGUGGUCGCAAAACACGGGGUGAGUGGGCUAAUGGACGUGUUUGAGGCGGGAGUGAGCUGCGGCAGUGACACCGCCCACCUGGCCCUCUUUGGGUACCCGCCGACGCAGUACUACAGGGGACGCGGCGCAUACGAGGCUCUUGGGGCGGGUAUGGCCUUGGACGAUACCGACAUCGCCUUCAAGAGCAACUUCUCUGUUCUUGAUGUGUCCACUGGGGUUGUCACGCACCGCCGCUGUGAUCGCGAGUUCACGCGGGAAGGCCCCUUCCUAAGCAAGUACCUCGACGGGACUGUGAUCGCAGGAGAUGAUUCGGGCCCAUUCGAAACAGCGCACACGUUGAAGGUCCAGUACGGCACGGAGCACCGCUGCGGCGUCGCUAUCACCGGAAAGGGGCUCUCGUACCGCAUCACAGGCACAGACCCUCUGGCAGACAAUCGUCCACUGCUGCACUGCAAGCCCACUGUGCCGCUCGAGCACGCGGAGUACAAAGCCGCCCUCUACACGAGUCGCGUGGUGAACGCAGUAUCGCGACGAAUUACGGAGAUGCUUUGCCAACACCCAAUCAAUGAGGCCCGGAGUAAGGAAGGGAAGAGGGUCGCCAACGUGGUGCUUCUGCGUGGGGCCGCAAGUAAGGGAUGGGUACCGCCAUUUGCCGUGCGUCAUGGUCUCGUUGGCUUUAUUGUUGCCCCUACCUGCAUCAUCAAAGGUUUGGGGAUCUGCUGUGGCCUGAAACCGGUGAACGCGGAGGGGGCAACAGGCGAUUACCACACAAACGUCAACGCAAAGGUGGACGCGGCACUCCGGGAACUCGGGCUGCUAGAUGCCGCGGACAGGGCUACACGGGGGGAAGGAGCAGCCCGUAGCGUGUUUGGUGUCAUUCACGUCAAGGGCGUCGACGACUCCGGCCACGACAGGAGUCUUGAGAAGAAGCUUAUGAUGCUGCAACGAUGUGGUGAGGCCCUCCAGCGACUGUGGACUGCCCUGCCAGACGGCAGCACGGUGGCGGUGCUUGCGGAUCAUUCCACACCCAUCUCAAUAGGAGAUCACAGCUGUGAGCCUGUUCCUGUCUGUGUGUCGACGAAAGGGAGCGGGUUCCACGAUGGUGUGGAACAUUACAGCGAGGUGGAGAGCAGAUAUGGGGCACUUGGGCGGUUUCGAGGUGAGGAGCUGCUGGGCGUUGUGAAGCGUGCCCAUCACUGGUACCACCACCUUCCACCGCGCGAGAGCCAUAACGUUGGGGAUAAGUAA
This is a messenger RNA of Trypanosoma rangeli, 2082 nucleotides long. RefSeq names its product 2,3-bisphosphoglycerate-independent phosphoglycerate mutase-like. The record is from RefSeq and is a predicted model, not a curated record. Gene Ontology annotation, molecular function: metal ion binding. The transcript has a single exon. Bases 1 to 2082 code for a protein of 693 amino acids. Lineage: Eukaryota; Euglenozoa; Kinetoplastea; Trypanosomatida; Trypanosomatidae.